AUGGGGUCAGUCACCGGAGCUGUCCUCACGAUGCUACUACUUCUGUCAUCUACUCAAAACUGGAGCAGGGUCAGAGCUGGGAAUUCCUAUGACUGUGAUGAGCCUCUGGUGCCUGCCCUGUCUCAGGCCUCAUUCAGCAGUUCAUCUGAACUCUCUAGCAGCCACGGUCCUGGAUUUGCAAGGCUAAACCGAAGAGAUGGAGCUGGUGGCUGGUCUCCACUUGUGUCAAACAAAUACCAGUGGUUACAGAUUGACCUCGGAGAGAGGAUGGAGAUCACUGCCGUGGCCACUCAAGGCGGAUAUGGGAGCUCCAACUGGGUGACCAGCUACCUCCUGAUGUUCAGCGACAGCGGCAGGAACUGGAAACAGUAUCGACAGGAGGACAGCAUCUGGGGAUUUUCAGGAAAUGCAAAUGCAGACAGUGUCGUGUACUAUAGACUCCAGCCUUCGAUCAAGGCCAGGUUUCUGCGCUUCCUCCCUUUGGAGUGGAACCCCAAGGGCAGGAUUGGAAUGCGGAUCGAGGUGUUCGGAUGCGCAUACAGAUCAGAGGUGGUUGAUCUGGAUGGAAGAAGUUCUCUCCUCUACAGAUUUGAUCAAAAAUCCCCGAGCCCCAUAAAGGAGAUUAUUUCAUUGAAAUUUAAAACCAUGCAGAGUGAUGGGAUUCUACUCCACAGGGAAGGGCAAAAUGGAGAUCACAUCACACUGGAACUGAGAAGAGGAAAACUCUUUUUACUUAUUGAUUCAGCUGACACUAGACUGCCCUCUCCUCACACCCCGGUCAACCUCACCCUGGGCAGCCUGCUGGACGAUCAGCACUGGCACGCGGUGCUCAUCCAGCGUGCGGGCAAACUGGUCAACUUCACCGUGGACGAGCACCGGCACCGCUUCCACGCCCAGGGGGAGUUCAGUUACCUGGACCUGGAUUCUGAGAUCAGCUUUGGAGGGAUUCUAGCACCUGGAAAAUCAGUGUCAUUCUCCCAGAAAAACUUCCACGGGUGUUUAGAAAAUCUCUAUUACAAUGGAGUAGACAUCAUUGAUUUGGCCAAGCGACAAAAGCCACAGAUCAUCGCUAUGGGAAAUGUGUCUUUCUCUUGCUCACAACCCCAGUCUGUGCCGGUGACUUUUCUCAGCCCCAGGAGUUACUUAGCGCUGCCCGGCUCUUCCAGGGAGGACGAGGUUGCUGCUGCUUUUCAAUUUCGAACCUGGAAUAAUGCGGGGCUUCUGCUCUUCAGUGAACUUCAGCUGGUUUCGGGGGGUCUCCUCCUCUUUCUUAAUGAUGGAAAACUUAAGCUGAAUCUCUACCAGCCAGGAAGAUUACCCAGUGACAUCACAGCAGGUGUUGGACUGAAUGAUGGACAGUGGCAUUCCGUUUCCUUAUCUGCCAGGAGGAAUCACCUGAGUGUGGUGGUGGAUGGCCAGGUGGCCUCUGCUGCUGCCUCCCUGGGGCCUGAGCAGGUUUAUUCAGGUGGCACCUAUUAUUUUGGAGGUUGUCCUGACAACAGCUUUGGAUCCAAAUGUAAAAAUCCCCUUGGUGGAUUUCAGGGAUGCAUGAGACGCAUUUCUAUCAGCAACAAAGUGGUGGAUCUGAUUUCAGUUCAGCAGGGGACCCUGGGGAACUUCAGUGACCUUCAGAUAGACUCCUGUGGAAUCACAGACAGGUGUUUGCCCAACUACUGUGAGCACGGUGGGGAGUGUUCCCAAUCCUGGAACACCUUUCAUUGCAAUUGUGCCAACACGGGUUACACGGGAGCCACCUGCCACAACUCUAUCUAUGAGCAGUCAUGUGAAGCCUAUAAGCACAGAGGAAAUACUUCAGGGUUUUACUAUAUAGACUCAGAUGGAAGUGGUCCCUUAGAACCAUUUCUUCUCUAUUGCAAUAUGACUGAAACUGCAUGGACCAUCAUCCAGCACAAUGGCUCGGAGAUAACAAGAGUGAGAAACACUCCCCCGGAGAACCCGUAUGCUGGGUUUUUUGAGUACGUGGCCAGCCUGGAGCAACUCCAGGCCACAAUCACCCGUGCGGAGCACUGCGAGCAGGAGCUGGCCUACUACUGCAAGAAGUCGCGGCUUGUAAAUAGGCAAGAUGGGACCCCUCUGAGCUGGUGGGUUGGAAGAACCAAUGAGACACACACGUAUUGGGGAGGUUCUUUGCCUGAUCCUCAAAAAUGUACUUGUGGACUAGAGGGGAACUGCAUUGAUUCUCAGUAUUACUGCAACUGCGAUGCUGACCGGAAUGAAUGGACCAAUGACACUGGAUUCCUUUCCUACAAAGAACAUCUGCCAGUGACUAAGAUAGUGAUCACAGACACAGGCCGGCCGCAUUCAGAAGCAGCUUACAAGCUGGGGCCUCUACUCUGCCGGGGAGACAGGUCAUUUUGGAAUUCAGCUUCCUUCAAUACCGAGGCUUCAUACCUUCAUUUCCCCACUUUCCACGGAGAACUCAGUGCAGACGUGUCUUUCUUUUUUAAGACCACAGCUUCCUCCGGGGUGUUUUUAGAGAACCUGGGGAUUACCGACUUCAUACGGAUAGAGCUACGCUCUCCGGCGGUAGUGGCUUUUUCAUUUGAUGUGGGGAACGGGCCCUCUGAAGUCUCGGUGCAGUCCCCCACUCACUUCAACGACAACCAGUGGCACCACGUUAGGGUUGAAAGGAACAUGAAAGAGGCAUCCAUUCAAGUGGAUCAGCUCCCACCAGAGACCCAACCCGCUCCCGCGGAUGGCCAUGUCCUUUUGCAGCUCAACAGUCAGCUCUUUGUGGGUGGAACGGCCACCAGGCAGAGGGGCUUCCUGGGAUGCCUCCGGGCCCUGCAGCUGAACGGGCAGGCCCUGGACCUGGAGGACAGGGCCAGGGUGACUCCCGGUGUGGAGCCCGGCUGUCGAGGGCAUUGCAGCAGCUACGGAAAGCUGUGUCGCAACGGAGGGAAUUGCAGAGAGAAGCCCAGUGGAUUCUCUUGCGACUGCACCUUCUCUGCAUACACAGGGCCUUUCUGCUCCGAUGAGAUCGCUGCGUAUUUUGGAUCCGGCUCGUCCGUGGUUUACCAUUUUCAAGAAAAUUAUCCCUUAAGUAAAAAUGCCAGCUCCCACGCUGCUUCAUUCCAUGGUGAUCUGAAGCUGCGCCGAGAAAUGAUCAAAUUUAGCUUCCGGACAACACGGACACCCAGCUCACUGCUCUAUGUGAGCUCCUUUUAUAAAGAGUACCUUUCAGUCAUCAUUGCCAAAAAUGGAAGUUUGCAGGUCAGGUACAAGCUGAAUAGAUAUCAAGAACCAGAUGUCAUUACCUUUGAUUUCAAAAACAUGGCUGAUGGGCAGCUUCACCACGUCCAGAUUAACAGAGAAGAAGGAGCGGUCCUUGUAGAGAUUGACGAGAAUGCAAGGAGGCAAGUCCACCUGUCAUCAGGUACAGAAUUCAGUGCAGUCAAAUCUCUUGUACUGGGCAGGAUUUUAGAGCACAGUGAUGUUGACCAGGAGACGGCGCUGGCUGGUGCGCAGGGCUUCCUGGGCUGCCUGUCUGCAGUGCAGCUCAGCCACGUGGCCCCUCUGAAGGCUGCUCUGCACCCCAGCCGCUCCACCCUCGUCACUGUCUCAGGGCACGUGACGGAGUCCAGCUGCGUGGCCCAGGCUGGCACUGACGCCACAUCCAGGGAAAGGACACACUCCUUUGCAGAUCAUUCUGGAACAAGAGAUGACAGAGAGCCCCUGGCUAAUGCUAUCAAAAGUGACUCUGCAGUAAUUGGAGGUUUGAUAGCUGUUGUGAUCUUUAUCUUGCUGUGUAUCACUGCCAUAGCUGUUCGCAUUUAUCAGCAGAAAAGGUUAUACAAAAGAAAUGAGGCAAAAAGGUCAGAGAAUGUAGACGGUGCCGAGGCUGUUUUGAAAAGCCAGCUUAAUAGACAAAAUGCAGUCAGUGAAAAUCAGAAAGAAUACUUCUUCUGAUUGGCAGCCAUGACUUAGCUUGCAAUGACAAUAGUGUGUUUUAACAGCCAGGGGCUCUAA
Eptesicus fuscus (big brown bat) is the source of this 3990-nucleotide messenger RNA. It is a transcript of the gene CNTNAP4, whose product is annotated as contactin associated protein family member 4. Gene Ontology annotation, molecular function: calcium ion binding. Bases 1 to 3930 code for a protein of 1309 amino acids. The record is from RefSeq and is a predicted model, not a curated record. The transcript has 24 exons. NCBI's taxonomy places the organism in Eukaryota, Metazoa, Chordata, Mammalia, Chiroptera, Vespertilionidae.